Messenger RNA from Strongylocentrotus purpuratus (purple sea urchin), 1513 nucleotides. RefSeq lists its product as uncharacterized. NCBI's taxonomy places the organism in Eukaryota, Metazoa, Echinodermata, Echinoidea, Camarodonta, Strongylocentrotidae. The transcript is spliced from 8 exons. Bases 559 to 1476 code for a protein of 305 amino acids. The record is from RefSeq and is a predicted model, not a curated record.
AUAGCGUAUAAGUAGGAAUAGGAGAUGCUGUGUAAAUGUUUUGGAUCCCGAUUCAAAGGAAAAUCAUUUGCGUGCACUGAUGCAAGGUAGCUAGGCCUGACCCUUUCUUUGCAUUGGUCGAUGCGUUAUCUAACAGUGAUUACAACAUUAAUCAAUUCGCAAAAAUUGACAACUGGCUUAUUGAAGGUGUUGCUACACGUUUAUUGAACAGGAAGGCUCGCAAAACUUUAUCUUCGACUUCCAAAAUAAGAGCAUAGAAGCAAAAUUCACUAUGGGGGAAAAGCAUCGAAAAAGCGUAGUGCGGGAUCUUCAACCCAACAGUCGGGGGUCGCUCCCAAAGUGGAACCGUUAGCGUCGGGUGAUCAAAGUCAAGCUGGGCAGUCCACCAAGCCAGAGAGAGUUGAUUCAAACACGCGUGGAGAUUACACUGAGAGUUCCGAAGCUUCGACGCAGACAGAGCCGAAAAAAGUGGUCAAGGCGAGUAACGCACACGAGGAAGCCGCGGUUACAACCGCAACAGAGAAGAAGACGCCCUGUGAACCUCAUGAUGGUGAAGGGAUGAUCGAAUCUUCACAUGGGCGUGCGUUUCGGGAGAUCUUUGUCCAGUAUAUUCCUGGUAAACCUCUUUCUCUCACGGAGUUUGGAGCACUUCUUUAUUCUCGUCAGGGUGGUCAUGAGUUCAGGGCCCUAGAUGGGACCGGGCUGGCAAGAACUGUUGGGUUGAGAAACUGUGAUGAACUACUAAGCAUCAAUAACCUGCAGUCAGACAUAAGCAGUGCUAACCAACUAGCAGUUCUAGAAUGUUUCUCAGAUAUUGGCACUCAGAUUGGUUUGGUUAUUAAGCGGAAACAGGAGGAAACGUGGCUGUUUGCUUUUCAUCUCUACGAAAAGGGUAACCGGCCAGUUGUGGAGAACAUAUUCAGCGUAAUUUUGGACAACUCGCGCACACCAGUCAUUCCCGUUGAGAGUGCUUUCAGAGUGAAUCCUGUCUAUUCCUAUGAUUCUUCCCUUCAAGUGCAAAUGAUACUUCAGCAAAAAGAAGACAGAUUCAUGGAGAUCGACAACGACAAGGCGACCUACGUUCUACGUGAAAAGACCGUGACUAUCAAUAAAUACCGACGGAUAUACGGUAGUGAUGACGGUAUUCCAGUCUCCAUCUCAACACCAGAAUCGUCCGUCAGCGAUUCGGACAAUGAAAGCGACUCUGAAUGUGGCAAAGAUGAAAAGUCGAUGUGCAUUAAGGCUGUCGAUGUUGGUCCUCUGAAAGUAGUCGACUUUCCUCCCCACAUGACGCGACGUGGUGAAGAGAUCCUGCAAAAUAACAUGUUCUUUAUCCAUUAUUUUAUCGAUAAUGGAGCAUCUGUAUUUAAGGCUGCCAACACAGAAAAAGAUCUAUUCAUAUCAACUGACGAGGACUAUGACAGGCUUUGGGUUGCAAGUCUGCAAGCAUCGGCCUCCAAGUUCAGUACACAGUAAAAACGCUGCUUAAAAAAAUGAUGUUCACUUACAGUUG